Messenger RNA from Alligator mississippiensis (American alligator), 888 nucleotides. It is a transcript of the gene CNFN, whose product is annotated as cornifelin. Gene Ontology annotation, cellular component: cornified envelope. The record is from RefSeq and is a predicted model, not a curated record. The transcript has 3 exons. NCBI's taxonomy places the organism in Eukaryota, Metazoa, Chordata, Crocodylia, Alligatoridae. The coding region runs from base 344 to 703 and encodes 119 amino acids.
GCCAGGUGCUGCGGGGCGCCAGGCUGAGGCCGGCAGACUCAGUGCACGUGGUGCCAGAAGCAGGACCGGGGCGGGUCACUGCCCCGCCCCCAGACACGCCCCGUCCCCCAAGCUACGCAGCCUGACUGCCCGGCCCGGCAGGACUGGGGGGUCGGGCGCGCUCCUGGCACGAGGCCGCAGGGCCGGGCCAGCCUGGCGCGAGGAGCUCGCGGUGCCGCCGGGCGGGACGUGCUCAACCGGCUGGUCCUGCUCCUGAGCCCCCUGCGUGGCCCGGGUGUCGGCUCAGCCGAGCGAGGGCAGCUCCCAAGCGCGGCCCAGGUCCGAGCUCCGCGCCGCCGGCCCCAUGUCCCGCGGCCCCUGCCCCGCGCGCUGCCCCGUCGUGGUGACGCAGCCGGCGGCCGCGGGCCGGUGCUGCCAGACGCUGCCGCGGGACUGGCGCUCGGGGCUGCUGGACUGCAACUCGGACAGCGGCAUCUGCGUGCUCGGCUCCGUGCUGCCCUGCGUCCUGGCCUGCCAGGUCGCCAUGGCCUACGGCGAGUGCUGCUGCGUGCCCUUCCUGCCCGGCGCCCUCGUCGCCAUGCGCACGGGGCUGCGCGAGCAGCGCCGCAUCCGGGGCUGCGUGUGCUGCGACUGGGCCGCCGUCUGCUGCUGCUGCCCCUGCGCCCUGUGCCAGCUGGCCCGCGAGAUCCAGGGGCCCUGCUAGGUGCGGGAGAGGCCGGACUUCCCGCGUCUGGGCAGGAUCAAGGCCAGCCGAGCCGUUCAACUCCUGCGCCAGAGCAUCACCUCCUGCCCCCGCUGUGCCGGAGCUACUGUCGGUGACGGCUCCCUGGCACAGAGCAGGGGAAGAGGGGGCUGCUCUAAUAAAUGGUCUGAAUCACUUUCCUCUAA